Symbiodinium necroappetens is the source of this 1641-nucleotide messenger RNA. NCBI's taxonomy places the organism in Eukaryota, Dinophyceae, Suessiales, Symbiodiniaceae. The record is from the annotation of a GenBank genome assembly.
AUGGCCGACACUCAAACCACGCAGGUGGAUGCAACCCUUGUCCUCGACUCCGGCAGUGCCUGUAUCCCCGAGGCCAACAGUGCCCCUACCGAGAAGCCCGAUGCCAACAGUGCCGUUACCACCGAGAAGCCCGAUGAUGCCGACAGUGCCAUUACCACCGAGAAGCCCCCUUAUGCCGACAGUGCCAUUACCACCGAGAAGCCCGAUGCCACGCAGGCGGGUGCCGGCACGCAGACAGCAGCAGAAGUCGAUGAGUUACCUCAGGCUGCACAGCAGAAGGCUCGUAGCCUUUACGCAGCUGCCCGUGGUUUGGAUGAUGCCACGAUCCAACAGGUGGCUUCGUCUCCCGAGGGUCUCUACUACUGGGUGACCAAAGACCAGGAUGUCACGGCUAGGGGUGCUGGUGCUCAGCAGAUGAAGAGGGCCUUCAAAUGGCGACCCGACAUGGCCGCUGCUUACCAGGUCUUGACCGACAGCAUGAAGCAAGACUUCAGACGUGCCUGGAUGGCGACGAAAAAGUUCGACUUCAUGACCAAUCGUCGUACUACGACUACAAGCUUCCGCAAACGACGGGACGAGGCCGGCAAGUUCGUGACGAGGCUCCAGUUGAUCAACAUCUUGGGUGGCACGCAGGAGCCGGAGGCCGUGCAGCAGGGCGACCGGUACAUUGCUAUGUGCCGGCAGCCAUCCUUGAAGGAGUAUUGCAUCCAGUAUAACGACUGGCUGGGUGCAGAGACCUUCUUUUGGGUCGAGGUCUUGAUGACUUCCUCCAACACCCAAGAGUGGACCAACACUAUUACAGUUGAAUCUACGGACACAAUCUCCGACAGCCUUGCCGCAAAGGUUGUGGCUUGCAAAGCUAUGAGGGCCUACGCAAACCACCACAAGAAGCAGCUUCAGGAGGUGUCGGAGGACGAUGUUGCUUCGAGCUCUUUGGGCCUGAAAGGCUGGGCUGAGCUCUACGACGGCCUGCCUCAGGAAGCCUUGAAAAGUUUCCCGAAAUGUGACGGCUCCAACAACCAGCCCUUCAAGGACACCGGGGACGCUGCUGUUCAAAAAGCCAAGCGAGCCAAAGUGGCUGCAGCCGAGGUGCCUGCAACCACAGAUGGUCUUCUUCCUGCACAGGAAGAGGACAAUAAGUCUUCAUCUGGGAAGAGCAAGGUGAAGAAGGACCAGACAGCUUCCAGAAAGGAGAAGGAAAUCAAGGAGUUCUUGGCUAUGGAGCAGAGCUCGGAUGUGGCUAUGAGUCGUGUGAUGGGCGAGAUGAGCAAGAAUGCUGAUGGGUGGUCUUGGGCUACCGACCUCAUCGGGACUUACAAGCAGCACCGCACAGAGGUCUUGAAGCUCUACGCCGCCAACGUUGAAUUCCAAUCCCUCAAGAUUGCAGCCUUGAGCCCCAGGGAAUCCCAGAAGCUCAAGAAGGAGUUCGGCGAGUCGUAUGUCAGCAAGCUUGUGGAGUUUGUGACCGUCCUGGGCCCGGCCAUCGAGAAGAUGUCUCAGUGUGCCUUCCAGGUGCAGGAGAUGGCAUCGGCUAAGGAUGCGGCUACGAAGGCUGCUUCGGCUCCGAAACCCAAGGCUAAGGCCAAAUCUAAGAGCAAGCUCCGGCGAUCGGGUUCGGCUAAGUCGCUGCCCUCUGUCUAA